CCGGCAGCGCCACCGCUGUCAGUCUCGCUGCUUAUUGACUGCUCCGCCAGCGCUCACCGGGAAGGACACUCACCGGCGGGAUCUGCGCCUUGCUCUCGCGCGCCCGCCUCCCUUCCAGUAUCAUAAUUUUUCACAUUCGCAGUGUAACUCAGCCCCUAUGACACCACUCACACCGUCGUCAACGAGACGGAAUUACGGACAGAGAAGAGAGGAAACCGGGGGAAAGAAAUGCUCUCUUCUGACGAGACCACACUCCGACUGAGAGCCAAACAGGAUGACUUCAACCUUCUGGAGAUUCUUGACAUACUUUUACUUGGGGUUCCAGGUCAUUCUGCACGCCCUCAUCGACCCGUGCCACCUCCACCCGCAGCCGUGCCACAUCCUCGCGCGGAUAGGGCACACGCUGCGCCUGGGCGCGCUCUUGCCUCCCCGUCGGCCGGCCAGGGUGCAGGCGGCCCUGAACCGCGCCCUCGCCGGACUCGGUCAAACCGGGGGCAACCACCUUCCUUACAACCUGAGCCUGGAAGUGCUGGCGCGAGAGCCGCCGCACGGAGACCCCGAGUCCCUCUUCACGUGCGUCUGCCAGACCAUCGUUGUGCAGGGAGUCUCCGCUGUACUCGCGUUCCCGCAGACCCACGAAGAACUGGUGCAAGUGGAAUUUAUGGCUUCUUUUUUGGAAAUACCGUUUAUUAGCAUUAUAGAGCAAGGAGAACCGCUGCAGAUACAGAACAGGUUCCACCUGCAGAUGCUGACCCGCACACCCCCGUCGGGCGUGGCCGAGCUCCUGCUCGCUAUCCUGGAGCGGGGCGGGUGGAAGGAGGGUGUAGCCCUGUCCUGCGGCGAGCGGGAGGAGGCGGGGCUUCUGGACCUGCUGGGGCGAAGGGGCGGGGCCUACUGGCAUCUGCAGGCCACCCUGUUCCUGCCGCGCGGCGUGGAGGCGGAGCAAGCGCAGGUCACGGCCUUCCUGCUGGAGCACCUGGGCCAGGUGCCGGGCCCCUCCCUGGCCACCGUGCUGGUGUUCGGGGCCGACCCCCAGUGCGUGGCCUCCGUCCUGCGGAUCGCCGACGAGCUGGGCCCCACGCUGCCCGCCGCGCACUGGAUCAUGGGUAACCCGCUGAGCCCGGACGCGCUGCAGGCCAUCGGCGGGCCGACGGGGCUGGUGGCGUACGGCGAGGUGGAGCGCAAGCCGCUGCAGUUCUACAUCCGCGACUCCCUUCAGCUCCUGGGCCGCACCGUAACCGCGGCAACCGCCCUGCGCCCCGACCUGGCGCUGAUCCAGAACAUGGUCAACUGCUACGACAAGCCCAACAAGCACGAGGUGCUCUCCUCCGGCCAGUACCUGGCCAGGUUCCUGUGGAACUCCUCGUUUGAGGGCCUGACGGGGGCGGUGCGGGCGCAGAGGGGCGGGUCGCGGGUGCUGACGGGGCAGCGCUUUCGGGUGUGGCGGCUGCAGCGGGACGCCGUGGGCAACCCCGCCUGGGUGACCGCGGGCCGCUGGGACGGGCGGAGCCUGGAGGCCGAGGACCCGCACGGGGCGUGGCCCGGGGGGCUGUCGCCACGGAAACCGGCGGGGGCCGGGCCAGGGGGCGGGAGGAAGGGCGGGGCCGGCCGGCGCUGGAGGGCGGGGCUCCCCGUGGCCGGGAGCCGGGUGCGGGUGGUGACGCUGGUGGAGCACCCCUUCGUCUUCACCCGGGACUCGGACGAGGACGGGAACUGCCCCGCGGGACAGCCCUGCCUGGACCCCCACGCCAACAGCACCCGCGUCCUGGACCUGCUGUUCCAGCGGCUGGAGCGGGGCGGGCCCAACGGCACGGACCCGCCCCUGCCCGCCCGCGCCCGCCGCUGCUGCUACGGCUACUGCAUCGACCUGCUGGAGAAGCUGGCGGAGGACCUGCGCUUCGGGUUCGACCUCUACAUCGUGGGCGACGGGAAGUACGGCGCGCGGCGGGCCGACGGCCGCUGGACCGGGCUGGUGGGCGACCUGCUGGCGGGCGGGGCCGACAUGGCCGUCACCAGCUUCAGCAUCAACUCGGCGCGCAGCCGCGUGCUGGACUUCACCAGCCCCUUCUUCUCCACCAGCCUGGGCAUCCUGGUGCGCAGCCGGGACACGGCCGCGCCCAUCGGGGCCUUCAUGUGGCCGCUGCACUGGUCCAUGUGGGCCGGCAUCUUCGUGGCGCUGCACGUGACCGCGCUCUUCCUCACGCUGUACGAGUGGAAGAGCCCCUUCGGCAUGACGCCGCACGGACGCAACCGCGUGCGCGUCUUCUCCUACUCCUCCGCGCUCAACCUGUGCUACGCCAUCCUGUUCGGCCGCACCGUCUCCAGCAAGACGCCCAAGUGCUGGACCGGCCGCUUCCUCAUGAACCUGUGGGCCAUCUUCUGCCUGCUGGUGCUGUCCAGCUACACCGCCAACCUGGCCGCCGUCAUGGUGGGCGAGAAGACCUUCGAGGAGGUCUCCGGCAUCCACGACACCAAGCUGCACCACCCCUCCCAGGGGUUCCGGUUCGGUACGGUCCAUGAGAGCAGUGCGGAGGACUACAUGAAGAAGAGCUUCCCCGAGAUGCACGAGUACAUGCGCCGGUACAACGAGCCCACCACGCCCCGGGGCGUGGCCACACUCAAGUAAGAGCCAAUCAG
Molecule: messenger RNA, 2637 nt
Organism: Anguilla anguilla (European eel)
Lineage: Eukaryota; Metazoa; Chordata; Actinopteri; Anguilliformes; Anguillidae
Product: glutamate receptor ionotropic, NMDA 3B-like
Exons: 4
Coding region: 275-2626 (783 amino acids)
Biological process (GO): ionotropic glutamate receptor signaling pathway; modulation of chemical synaptic transmission; synaptic transmission, glutamatergic
Cellular component (GO): postsynaptic membrane; plasma membrane
Molecular function (GO): NMDA glutamate receptor activity; transmitter-gated monoatomic ion channel activity involved in regulation of postsynaptic membrane potential
Source: RefSeq, a predicted model, not a curated record